AUGUGCAAUAUGCAGCGCUCAGCGUUGUUAAUACUUUCGUUCUUGAGCACACUGGUCUUGUCUUGGCCUUACGACGAGUCACUUUCCGAUUAUAAUGUUAACGAAAACCAAUCUGCUACAGCCCCAAUCGAUUACUGGGGAGAAUGGCCGAACCAUAAAUAUCACCCAUCACCGGAUAACUGGCGCUUCCCUGUCUACACGAUCUUUCUCGACAGGAUAUCCAAUGGCGACCCAACAAAUGACGAUAUCAACGGGACUACCUUUGAGCAUGUCAUCGACUCCAAUCAAAUGCGACACGGCGGGGAUUUGGAAGGAUUGCUGGAUACACUGGACUAUAUUCAAGGAAUGGGAUUCAAGGCUAUUUACUUCGCCGGAACCUAUUUGAUGAACCUCCCCUGGGCUUACGAUGGCUAUUCACCGACCGACACGACCCUUCUGGAUAUGCAUCAUGGUACACUAGAAGAUUGGAGGCGGGCUAUUGCAGAGAUCCACAAGCGUGAUAUGUACGUCCUGGUGGACAAUACGGUCGCUACACUGAGUAAUCUGGUCGGAUUCAAAGGCCACCUGAACGAUUCGGCCGAUUUUAAUCCUCACGAAUACGAAGUCGAAUGGGUCAGCGAGAGACGAUACGCCGAUUUCCAAUUCGGCAACGACUAUAACGAUACCUGCAACUUUCCCAAGUUCUGGGACGAGACUGGGUUUCCGAUAACUUCAGGCGGGCCCGAGGACUUGACAGGUUGCUACAACUCAGACUUUGAUCAAUUUGGAGAGCUGGAGGCAUUUGGAAACUUCCCUGAUUGGCAACGCCAGCUCACAAAGUUUGCCUCGGUGCAGGAUCGCUUACGCGAAUGGCAUAAACCGAUCCGCGACAUCAUCACUCAACAUUCCUGUGCUCAAAUUGCAAGUUUGGAUGUCGAUGGAUUCCGCUUCGAUAAGGCUGUGCAGACAACUCUCGAGCCCUUGAGUGAGAUCACUGCUGUCUACCGAGAAUGCGCGAAGAAGUACGGCAAACACAAUUUCUUUCUUCCCGGAGAGAUCACGGCUGGAGAUACAUUCGGAAGUCUUUAUCUUGGGCGCGGACGUCAGCCAAAUCAGCGGCCAGACUCAGCAGGUGCUGGCGUCAAAUUAACAAAUGACUCAGAUGCAGCUUUCCUGAGAGACGAUGGAUUGCAAGCGUUGGAUGCCUCGGCAUUCCAUUACACAAUCUACCGUUCAAUGACUCGGUUUCUGGGAAUGGAUGGUAAUCUAGUCGCUGGAUUUGACUUGCCGACCGAUUUCAUCGAAGCAUGGAACGAAAUGCUCAUUACGAACGAUUUCAUCAAUGCGUUCACAGGAGAAUUGGAUCCCAGACAUAUGUACGGUGUAUCCAACCAGGACAACUUCCGCUGGCCUUCGAUCAAGAACGGCACAGAGAAGUAUCUUCUGGGUCUUUACAUUGUAACACUGGAGCUGCCUGGAAUUCCUCUUAUUCUGUGGGGGGAAGAGCAGGCGAUGUAUGUUUUUGAUGCAACUGCAUCGAACUAUCUCUUUGGCCGGCAACCCAUGACUUAUCAGACCGCAUGGUGGACAAAUGGUUGUUUCAAUCUGAACACGUCAAAGUUUUACGAUUUCCCGAUUGAAAAGGGACGAGAUGGUUGCAAUGACAUAACUGUCACAUAUGAUCAGCGAAACCCUGCCCAUCCACUUCGCAACAUCAUGAAGCGGAUGUUCGAGAUUCGGGCGCAUUACCCGGUCGCAAAUGAUGGCUUGUAUCUCAGUACAAUCUCCCAACUGACAAAGGACAUAUUUUUGCCUGGCUCAUCUACAACUCCCACAGUGACGGGUCUUUGGUCAGUCUUGCGAAGCUACUUUCCAGGUGUCCAAAAAGAAGCACAAGAAUCCAAUGAGACACUCUGGCUGGUGUAUCAAAAUGGAAACUCGACAGAAACCUUUGGCGGUGACUGCAGUAACAAGAGCGCUGCUCUGCUGUCUCCAUUCAAGUCGGGGACCAAGUUGAAGAAUCUCUUCUAUCCUUAUGACGAGCUCACUCCUCAAGAUGGACCCGAGAGCGACUAUGGCUGUGUGAAGAGCAUGGAACUUCUUCCUUGGGAAUAUCGGGCGUAUGUUAAGAAGAGCGAUUUCGUGGAGCCUGGUCCUACUGUCACCGACUUCUCACUUGGUCACGAUUCUCGAUUGAUUUCUUCACAAGACACGGGCGAGACUUUGCCAAUUGAACUUGGUUACUCGAUAGAGAUGGAUUGUACCAGCAUUACCAAGGCGAUCACUCUGAACUCGACAACUGAGAAGGGGAUCACUGCCUCUCUUGAUAAAGACAGUGUUAGCUGCAAAAAGAUAUCCGCCCGAACAACUAGCAACAACUUCAUCGGCGAGAUCCCUACUGCGUGGACCUGGUCCGCGAACGUGACCAAUGUUCACCACGGUAUUCACCAACUUACUGUCGCUAAUGUUUCCUCGUCUGGAGUCUACACCAACUCCACCGACAAGUUCCUCUUCCGCGUCGGUCUCGAGAACAAUCCACUCAUAACUCCACUCUCCAAUUACUCUACCAGCUUGCUUCACAGAUCCGAUGAUGGAUUCUUCGUCAAGCAUAGUGCUGCGGGUGCGGAUAAAUUUCGAUACACCACAGAUUUCGGGAGUACAUGGUCCAAGUGGGCAUCAUAUGAAGGUGGCAAUACGACCAUUGAUGUCUCGGCUUUCACUGGAACAGACAAGCAGAAGUGGAAGGGAACACAUGUCCGAGUGCAAUACUUUUCCAGACUCACCGGGAGCAGUGACUAUAUCCAGGAAGGUGACUCUGGAUGGGAAAGCGAUGGCGUUCGGAGAUUUCCUCACUUGUGGUUCAACGGCCCCUUCAACCAAUAUGGAUACGACCAAGGAUUGGCGAGUGAAAUGAAGUACAACACCGAGACCUCUCGUUGGAACUAUGACUUUGUCUACGAGUGGCCAUCGGUAGGACAAUUGAACGUCUGGGGUAUUGACAAGGGAGGCAUCCCUGACACAACAGAAGUUUACGGCGACGUUGGAAAUUCUUCUAAUGUGCAAAAACUUCCCCCCUCUUACUUGUCAUCCAACGUUAUCAACAUCACCAAUCUGCCUCCAUUCCCGCAUCUUGGAUGGAAGAUCUCUCUCAAUGACGCCAACCUGAGGUAUGAGUUGAUUCCUAUUGGAAGCGGUUGGGCUCAACUUGUGCUUUAUGUUCUUCUCUGGGCUGUCCCGAUCUUGAUGGGAUUGGCCGGAAUUUUCAUUUUCAUUCAGACCUUCUACCGUGUCAAGCUUAACAAAGAUGGCAAUGUUGCAAAGGAUGAAAAGCUACCCGUGGCUCUUUACCGCAGAGUCAAAAACAGGCUUUCCACACAGAAGGACCUUGAAAGCUCACUCUCUGAGAAUGGCGUUCCGACAGACAUUGCCGUGGCAGGCGCAAAUGACCAGAGACGCACCGUUUUGAUAGCUACCAUGGAGUAUGAUAUCCAAGACUGGAAUAUCAAGAUCAAGAUUGGUGGGCUUGGUGUCAUGGCUCAGCUCAUGGGGCAGAACCUGAAGCACCAGAACCUCAUCUGGGUGGUACCAUGUGUUGGUGAUGUCGAUUAUCCUACAGACACCCCAGUUGAACCAUACGUGGUGACAAUCUUGGACAAACCAUACCUGAUCAACGUUCAGUACCACGUUGUGGAUAAUAUCACCUACGUUCUGCUGGAUGCUCCGGUGUUCCGGCAGCAAACGAAAACUGAGGUCUAUCCACCUAGGAUGGACGACCUGCCCUCGGCAAUCUACUACUCUGCUUGGAACCAGUGUAUUGCAGAGACAAUAAAACGAGCGCCUGAAAUCGAUUUGUAUCAUAUCAACGAUUUCCAUGGAUGUUUAGCUCCGCUGUAUCUCCUGCCCACACGAACCAUUCCAGUUUGCUUGUCCUUACACAACGCCGAAUUCCAAGGGCUUUGGCCACUUCGGACCCAAAAGGAGAAGCAAGAAGUGUGUUCUGUUUUUAACCUUUCGAUUGAGACCGCAACCAAAUAUUGUCAGUUUGGCAACGUCUUCAACCUGCUCCACACCGGUGCAAGCUAUUUACGAUUCCACCAGCGUGGCUUUGGCGCAGUCGGUGUAUCUAACAAAUACGGCAAACGCUCAUGGGCCAGAUACCCAAUUUUCUGGAGUCUGAACAACAUCGGCAGCUUGCCGAACCCCGAUCCAGCCGAUACUAAGGAGGAAGAUGUGCAAGUUUCGGUCCAGACGGACGCGGAAUCGAGCCAUGAUAGACUCCAGGCACAGAAAUGGGCGGGCCUGAACGAGGAUGCCAGUGCUGAUCUUCUAGUAUUUGUGGGAAGAUGGUCGAAGCAAAAGGGAGUGGACUUGAUUGCCGAUAUUCUGCCCAGUGUCCUAUCUACUAGACUUCAUGUGCAGGUAAUCUGUAUCGGCCCCGUCAUUGACCUUUAUGGAAGACUAGCUGCUGUCAAACUGGAGCGUAUCAUGGAAAUGUUCCCCGGUCGCGUGUUCUCAAAGCCCGAGUUUACAGCACUUCCUCCCUUCAUUUUCUCUGGGGCUGAUUUCGCUCUAAUUCCGUCCCGAGACGAACCAUUCGGCCUGGUGGCUGUUGAGUUCGGUCGCAAAGGUGCCCUGGGUAUUGGUGCACGCAUCGGAGGCCUUGGACAGAUGCCGGGAUGGUGGUAUACCGUUGAAUCCGAUUCGGCUCGCCAUCUUUUGCACCAAUUGAGAACCGCUAUUGGAUCCGCCUUGGACUCAUCGCCAAAGACUAGAGAAGAAAUGCGCCUCAACUCGGCCAAACAAAGAUUCCCUGUUCUUGAAUGGGUUCGAAAGCUCGAAGUUCUGCAACGGACGGCAAUUCACACUCAUCACGACAAGAACAAGGACACUGUCAGAGGCCCAUCACGGGAAUCGCAUAUUUACUGGGAUAAACCCCCCCAAGCGAGAAACAAUCAGCUUGUCCAACCGUCCCUUUUAGAGCUACAAGCAGCCGAGCUCAGGGAAAUGCAGGAUACCGAAAAUACCGGCAAAAAUUCACCCCGUCGACAGUUGUCACUUGGUCGACGAUCCGGGCCCGGACAAGGGAGGAAGCGUCUGGUCAAAAGGUCGUUGAGAGAGAGCCAGAUGCUUGAGAGAACGACAGAGGGGGAUGCCACGGAUGCCGAGGAUGAUGGCAUUGACACCCCUCAGGAGAACUUCAUCUCCCCGAAGAGGCAGUGGCCGCUCAGAAGUCACUCCCGUAACGACUCAAAUCUAUCGACCACAGAAUCGUCUCGUUUCGUUUCCCGAGAUUCUUCACCAGUACGAUCUCCCCGACUCUCUCACGAUACGAGUCCUGGCGAGUACAAUUUUGUUACACCCCCACAGAAUGUUUCUGUUCUUUCAUUACCCUCCGUUGUUGCGGACCAUGAAACACCUGUAUUCCAUUUGCAAAAGGUCGACCCGACUUUCACAGACAGCAUGGGUCAUUUCACGCGGCGCUUUGAGGAAAAGCUUGCCAAUCUGAAUAAGAAGAACUCCGCCACGGAUCACUGUAUCGAGGUGUACCUGAUGAAGAGUGAGCAGAAGUUUUUCAACAUGUAUACCGACGCACAAUUGAAAAAGCAGCCCAAACUUGAAGAGCGCCCCGUGACCGGAACAGACUUGGACGAGGUUGUGGAUGACUCGGAGAGCAACAGCCUCCCGCAGGCCGCCGAUAACCCAGAUUCAAAUGGAUCAGACGAUAUUGAUCAAUGGCUUUCUCGCCUUGGAUAUAAGAGGCCAAUUGCAAUCCAGAGAUUCAUGAGAUGGCGUGUUGGAAACUGGCCAGUUUACGCCUUGUUCUUGGGUCUUGGUCAGAUCAUUGCGACAAAUUCGGCACAAAUCACACUUCUGGUGGGCACAGUCGGUGAAACUGCCGUCAAACUUUAUAUUAUUGCGGCUGUUUACUGUCUCUCUUCCAUUGUCUGGUGGUUCCUCUUCUACCGCUUCCCAUCCGUGAUCGUUCUCACGCUUCCUUGGUUUAUAUACUCGAUGGCCUUCAUCAUCAUUGGUGUUUCGCCAUAUGCGCUUUCAAAUCUUGGUCAGACAUGGGCUCAGAAUAUCGCCGCAGGUGUAUAUUCUGCCGCAUCCUCUAGUGGAUCUUUGUUCUUUGCCCUCAACUUUGGUGACCAGGGUGCCGUUCCCGUGAAAGACUGGAUGUUCCGUGCAAGUCUUAUCCAAGGCCUUCAACAAAUUUACACUGUCGCUCUCUGGUAUUGGAGCUCUAGGGUCACUGCAGUGGAAGUAGGAGGAAUUUCAACAGCUGCUUUGAGUAGCUGGAAACUUACGGCGGUGGUCAUGCCCAUUGCUGCAGUGUGCUUUAUCAUCGGAGUGCUACUUGCUCUGGGUCUGCCCAGGUACUACCGUCAAGCCCCCGGAAAGAUCCUUUUCUUCUACACCUCCCUUUUCCGCCGCCGCAUUGUCCUCUGGUUCUUCUUCAUGGUCAUUAUUCAGAAUUGGUUCCUUGCUUCGGCAUUCGGUCGCAAUUGGUCCUUCCUCUGGUCUUCCAAUCACGCCAAAACAUGGGAAGUUGUCGUGCUGGUUGUGUUAUUCUUCAUUGUUGUCUGGGUUGCUGUGAUGGUCCUCUUCCGGUUCUUGUCCAAAGAACAUUCUUGGAUCUUACCUGUCUUCGGCCUGAGUAUUGGCGCCCCACGAUGGGCACAAGUGUGGUGGGGAACGUCUAACAUUGGCUAUUACCUUCCGUGGGCCGGUGGUCUAACUUCUGGUGCCCUUAUAUCACGAUGCCUUUGGCUUUGGCUGGGUGUUCUUGAUGAGAUUCAGCAGGUCGGUUUGGGAAUGAUUCUCCUACAAACAUUGACUCGAGUUCAUGUCUGCUUCGUCUUGCUGGCCGCGCAGGCUCUUGGAUCCAUUGCCACAAUUUGCGCCCGGGGAUUCGCACCGAACAAGGUCGGUCCUGCUGGUGUCUCUCCGAAUGUGGGAUCAUCAGUGGAUAACGUGGGUAACGCGUGGUUCUGGAUUUCUCUUUUCUUCCAGCUUCUAGCAAGCUUUGGAUUCCUUCUAUUUUACCGCCGAGAACAGCUUAAUCGGCCUUGA
Molecule: messenger RNA, 7053 nt
Organism: Penicillium waksmanii
Lineage: Eukaryota; Fungi; Ascomycota; Eurotiomycetes; Eurotiales; Aspergillaceae
Gene: ags3
Product: alpha-1,3-glucan synthase Ags3
Exons: 6
Coding region: 1-7053 (2350 amino acids)
Biological process (GO): fungal-type cell wall (1->3)-alpha-glucan biosynthetic process
Cellular component (GO): fungal-type cell wall
Molecular function (GO): alpha-1,3-glucan synthase activity
Source: RefSeq, a predicted model, not a curated record